Messenger RNA from Erpetoichthys calabaricus (reedfish), 2778 nucleotides. RefSeq names its product zinc finger protein OZF-like. The record is from RefSeq and is a predicted model, not a curated record. The transcript is spliced from 3 exons. The coding region runs from base 1060 to 2658 and encodes 532 amino acids. Lineage: Eukaryota; Metazoa; Chordata; Cladistia; Polypteriformes; Polypteridae. Gene Ontology annotation, biological process: negative regulation of transcription by RNA polymerase II; regulation of cytokine production; regulation of immune system process.
UGGGACUGCAAACAUCCUUGAGUUAAAAUGAGUUCAACAAGAUCACGGGGACACAGCUGGAGACUCGUGAAAGGUGAAUUUCAUAUAAACUUUAGGAAGUUUUCCCACACAUAGGGAAACCAUAGACACUUGGAAUAAGUGACCAAGUAGUGUGGUAGACAAUAGGACUUUAGGGACCUUCAAAACUGGACUUGAUGUUAUUUUAGAAGAAUUAAAUGAAUAGGAUGAGCCAUCUUUAUUGGGCUCUAAUCUAGACUGUAUUUAUGUUCUGGGACCGAAGAAGUCACUUGAAUGAGUGACCACACGUUUCAUUCAACAAACACCAGUCCAGUUAAACUGAACAAAGAAGGUCUGCAGUAGUGCCACCCUGGAAAACAGAGAGGUGGACAGAAACAUUAACUUGAAUUUAAUUUUCAGCCUAAAGAUCCAUUCAUCCAUCAUCAAACUUGACUAAUCCAGUUUAGGGCUGUGAGGGGACCGGUGCUCAUCUAGUAACAUAGGUAAACAUUAAUCAUUAAGUUCAUCAUAACCAUCAUUGUCAUUUUAAAUCCUGAAUAAUCCAUUUUAGGGUCUCAAGGGACUGAAGCCAAUCCUGAUAGCACAGGGUGCAAGGCUGGAACCAGUGCUGGGCAGCAUGACUGUCCUACAGGGAGCCUAACUAUCGAGUUGGAUUGGUUUAUUUAUUUUUAAACGUUUAUAUAAAACCCUCCGCCCGUACAGUAGAUGGUAGUGUUUACUGAUUGAGAGGAACUUUUCUAGCAUGUCGCUUGUUGAUGACUCGUUUUGUUUCUCUUUGUUUAAUUCCUAUGGCGGGCUGCUCCGGCUUCCUUACGGGACUUAUGUUCACUUCUGAGACAAAAUCGAGAAGACGAAGAUGAUGAAGAAAGAGAGAAAGUGCGUUGAGCGAGAGAAGGAAUGACGGUAAAACUGAACCUCCUUGACCCUUCACGUGGUCAUGCAGUGAAGUGUCUAAUGGCCUCCAGACCAGGGUCAUCCAUGUGAGAAGGGGAUCUUAGAAUUAAAGAGCGCUUUGGUUCAGAGAAGAGUUUUACACAGAAUAUGGCCUCGGCCAAACAUGAAGGCAUGGAUGAAAGAUUGGCACAUAUUAAACAAGAGGAUUGUGAGAGGGCUGCACCAGUGGAACUGUAUGUAAAGUCGGAGGAUUGGGAAGGAAGAAUUUCCACUCUUAAAGAGGAGGAGCCCGAGGGAGAGACUGUCAAAAUUAAAGUUGAGGAUUCAGAAGAUUUUUCAGUUGGUCUUGAAAUGCAAAACCAUGACGAUGGGAAUAUUCUAAAGUGGGAUAUUUGUGAAGAGUCUCUUUCUGAUUUACAGCCCUGGUUCACUAAUGCGGGACGUCUGCCUUCUAAGCAGCAUUCUACGAAGGUGAAAUCAGAGUUAUCUGACUCUGAAGAGAAAAUCAGUGAAGGAAAUAGGAAAAAAGAAGAGCAGCCAUCAUCUAGGAGAGUGGGAAUAAAUUUCCAGGAGGAUGGCAGCUUCUAUGCGUCCUCAUUUGCUGAGACUUCUCUUCGGUGCAGACAGCAACACAGACAGGACAAGGAGAAGAUCAAGAAAUCAACAAGAGGAUCAAAGAAUCUGACAGUGGCCAGUUUGGAGUGCAAUUCUUCUCCUACUGUCAGACAUGCAAAGACAGAAGCCAUCAACACUGACCAACAAAAAGUGCAUAGUACCGAUCAAGGGGCUCAGUAUGUGUACAGAGAAUGCAGAAAAAGGUUAAAAAAUACUCCUGACUGCAAAGAGCAUAAGUCAGUUCAUAUGAGACAGACGUCAUUUGCCUGUGGGAGAAUGUUCUCAGAUAAGCAAAAUCUUCACAACCACAAAAUAAUACACAAAGAAAAGAAACCCCAUUGCUGUUCAGAAUGUGGCAAACGAUUUUCGCAAGUAAGCCAUCUGUAUAGGCACACAAGAAUCCACACUGGCGAAAAACCUUACUGUUGUUCUGAAUGUGGCAAACGAUAUGCCGACAGUAGUGCUCUUCAGAGUCAUACAAGACUUCAUACUGGAGAGAAGCCAUAUUGCUGUUCUGAAUGUAACAAAAAAUUCUCCCGUAACAGCAGUCUUCACAGACAUAAAAAACUUCACACAGCAGAAAAACCUCAUUGUUGUUCUGAAUGUGGGAAGAGAUUCAUAAAAAUAUUCAAACUUCAACAACACAUGAGAAUUCAUACUAGAGAGAAACUGUGUUGCCCUGAAUGUGGUAAACAUUUUUCAGGCAGGAGUGGUCUCUAUAGUCAUAAAAGAAUUCACACUGGUGAGAAACCAUAUUGCUGUUCAGAAUGUGACAAGCGAUUCUCAGACAGUGGCAGUCGUAACAAGCACAUGAGUACCCACACUGGAGAGAAACCCUAUUGCUGUCCAGAAUGUGACAAACGAUUCACACGGAAAUACAGUCUUCGGAAGCAUGCAAGAAUACACACUGGAGAAAAACCCUAUUGUUGCUCUGAAUGUGGACAGCGUUUCUCUGACAGUGGCAUGCUUCAAAGACAUGUAAGAAUUCAUACUGGAGAAAAACCAUAUUUGUGCUCUGAAUGUGGCAAAGGAUUCAGUGGUAACAGCAGUCUUCUGAAACACAUAAGAACUCACACCAGACAGAGGGAAAGAGACUUUGCUGCAAAUUUAAGGGAAUACAAGCUGUCGUAGUUAGAAAUGGGAUGAUUACAGGUUUUUACAAUUAACUGUGGUAAAAUUUCCAACCGUUAUCACACCAUUUCAUAUUUUAUUUAUCAAGAUUACUGUGUUUUUAUCAAAUGUUUACCAAAA